Molecule: messenger RNA, 3030 nt
Organism: Cyprinus carpio (common carp)
Lineage: Eukaryota; Metazoa; Chordata; Actinopteri; Cypriniformes; Cyprinidae
Gene: dytn
Product: dystrotelin-like
Exons: 14
Coding region: 1-1923 (640 amino acids)
Biological process (GO): synaptic signaling
Cellular component (GO): plasma membrane
Molecular function (GO): zinc ion binding
Source: RefSeq, a predicted model, not a curated record
AUGGAUUUGGAUAGCACUGAAGGUCCAAAUGAAGUUCGUUCCGCAGUGUAUCGAGCUGCUCUAAAGCUUCGCACGUUACAAAAACUAUGUCAGAUGCACCUGGUGUCACUGCAGGAUUUGCGUCCAGUUCUAAAUACUUUGAGCAGUUCUGGGGAACCAGUGAUUAGUCUUGCUCAAGCAGAUGUACAGCAGUAUCUAGAAGAUCUAUUCCAGAAUAUUUCACAUGAACUUCCAGAUGAUGCGGUCCCUGAAGCCACCGAUCAAACCACCAGGCUUCUCUUUAAACUGUUUGACAGAGAGCAUACUGGUGUUAUUCUGCUCAGGUCGGUGGAGGCCUCGCUGAUCGCCCUCUGUGGAGACACUCUCUCAGCUAAACAGAGAGCUCUGUUCCGCCUGGCUGAGAGCUACAAUGGGCAUCAGGAGAGUGACAGGGGCUCUAUGAGUCGAAGUGCACUCAAAAUCCUGCUGGAAGACCUCAGCCAAGUUCCAGCAGUUGUUCAGGAAAACCAUGUUUUUGGUCAAGCUGAAGCUGCAGUGUGCUCUUGCUUUAAUGGGGUAAAUAGUGCACGUGUGACUGAAGGGCAUUUUAUUGGCUGGCUGCAGUCAGAACCCCGGCUGCUGUUAUGGCUGUCCACUCUCUACAGGAUUUCAGUGAGUGAAGCUGUACAGCACAGAGUCCGCUGCCAUGCCUGUAAAGCCUUUCCUAUCACUGGCCUCAGGUAUCGCUGUUUGAAAUGCCUGAACGUACACCUGUGCCAAAGCUGCUUUCUGACUGAGGGACGCAGCAGGAAACACAAGCCCUCUCAUCCUGUACUGGAAUAUUGCACUCAGCCAUCCUGGAAGGAGUCAAUGGCGUCUCUGGCCUCUAGUGCUCGACACGCUUUGGUACCUCGACAUGCUCGGAGAGAAGCAGAGAGGAAGAGAGCCCUGAGAGCAGGCUCUAAUGCAGAGCUGCAAUACAGUGCCCCUUCUCCAGCGCUGCAGUCUGUAGCAGAUCCAGACAUGCAUAAUGCUCCUGAAAUAAGUCUGACUGCCACCCCUGCUGCGGUUCCAGUAGAGUCUAAAGGCCUGCAAACAGAGGAGACAGAGAUUCCUCAGAGAGAAACAGCUAUUCUCCAAAAAGACCUCAGUGUUACUCAGAAGGCCAUGAGGGAUCUGCAGAGAGAUAAAUGGCUCCUGGAGAAAGAGUUUCAAGUGUGGAGAGUUGCAGCACAGUCAGAACAUGAUUCACUGGAGGACACAUGUACUGAGCUGAAGACCAUGAUGGAGGCACUGAACCAACAUAAUCAGCAUCUGGAAGAAGAAGUGGACAGAGUCAGACAUAUGUUGUGUGUGAGAGACAGAGAUCAGCUCAGAAUUGACAUUCAUUCCCAUUCAGACCUUCAACCAGAACAUGAUGAUAGCAUUAGUGAAAAGGACUGGACUCAUCCUGGGUGUUUAAAACCUCAAGACAGCUCCAGUGAAGAAGAGCAGGUUCAGGAGGGGAGAGAAGCAUAUCAGGAAGGAAGAAUAGAAGUGGAUGAGGAGACUCUUUAUGAUGUAUCAGAAAACAUCUUCACAAAUCUGGAUGAUACAGAAGAGGAUGUCCGUACAGCUUCAGAGCGGCAAGAGGAAGUUGAGGAGGAGGAGCUACAGGAGGAGCUACCCCAUAAAACACAAAAUCUUUCUUUACUUCAUCGAUCCAUGUCUGAUUUAGCUCUGGAAGAGCACCCGGACUCAGAUGACUCAGAGAUGGAUGAGGAAGAGGAACUUUGUGAGCUUGUACAGCGACUUCGAAAUGAGCUUUCUCUAUAUACAGCCACAGGUUUGUGCCUUCAUUGGUCGGUCAGUCUGCAGAAAGAAAAGCUAAUGUCGGCAGCAGAGGGAGUGAGAGAUUCUGUUUCUCAUCUUGUCACUUCUGUGAGAACCACCAGUUUGGCAUGAUGGCAGCCAAAAGAACUUUCCCUUACCUGCAAACAAUGCAAGCCAAUUUCCAUCUCUCAUUUCAUCACAAAGUUAACCAUAACAGCAGAUGCUCACAGUGGACUGAUGGUUGACAAUUCACAAUUUAAUGAAAUCUAAAAAUAAUUAGGCUCCAAGGUUUAUUUCACUAUUUAUAUAAAAUGAGGCGUUGGUUAAUAUUAGAGAGGCACUGAUACUUACAUUCAGAUGAUACAGAAAAGGCAAUGAUUAUAUUCUUGUUACUAUGAAAAUAUUUGAAUUGAAUUGGUCAGUUGUGACAUUCCAUGGUCAGAUUAUUUGCUGUUCAGGACAAGAGUGCCUUUGCUUUGAUUUAGGUAUUUCUGGGUUUAUUUUGAGACAACGACCAGGUGACCCUUAAUUAUAGCCCAUACCAAUAACUUACCAAUAUUAUAGGCCAUUGCAAUUUUGUCUAAAAAUAUCAAAUCACAGUAAAACUAAGGAAAAAGCCACAACAUAUAGCAAAACAUAUAUAGGCCUACUGUUUGAUUAGAUUAUUCUUGACAAAAAUAUAAAUACUAAGAGAACAGAACUAUAAUCUAUAGAUUAUAGGUAAAUGAGAAGUUGUUAUUUAAGAAAGUUUCUGAAACAAAAUUAUAUAGAAUACACAUACUACAUCUAUGAACAUUUGUAGCCCUGAGAUAAGCAGAAAAAAAAAAUAUUCAGCAUUUUACGUGCAUCUUAAUUGAAAGACAUGAUGUAGGGAAAACUAAUAUAAGCAGAAGUUAAUAUUGGACACUGAUACCAUUACCAUUAAAUUUAGAAAAUCUAAUAUUGAGCAAUUAAUGAUAUCGUUCAUAUAGUUAAUGUGAUUUUAUAGCAAAUUUAUAUGCUUUUUUUAUUGAUUUUGUUUAAUACUAGACAUCUCGGAUGUUAUUUUAUAACAGUCUGUUGGACAAUAAAUAAACAUUAAUAUCUUAUUAUGGGUUCUGAAAAAAAAUUGAAUAUGAAGUGUUUUUAAAUUUCAGUGUGAAUGCAAAGUCUGAACUGAACGUACUGAACGUACUAAAAGGAAGAAUUCUGAACUGAUGAUGUGUUUCAUGUCAAAAAAAAAAAAAAAGAUCUCAAAGU